Molecule: messenger RNA, 2124 nt
Organism: Closterium sp. Naga37s-1
Lineage: Eukaryota; Viridiplantae; Streptophyta; Zygnematophyceae; Desmidiales; Closteriaceae
Source: the annotation of a GenBank genome assembly
AUGCAGGGGCGAGUAGGGGACGGACCUGCAGGAGCCAGUGCUUGUUUCGUCGGGGGGUUUCUUUUCGUAGCGGCGCCGACAUCCUGUCAAUCGUUCCGUUACACUGGCAGUCGACCCCCUCCUUCUGGGCAGACGCUGCAGGAGAGUGGCAGUGAGGAGGAUGAUGAGGAGGAGGAGGGUGAGGGCGCGGAGGAUGAGGACGAUGAGGGGAGCGAGGAUGACAGUGAGGCCGGGUGGGAUCCCAAGACGCAUGGCGGUGGGGAAGGGGGGGGUGAUGAUGAUGAAGACCACAAGAUGGAUGGGUUGGAGCCAGAGGAGGUGGAGGAGGAGGUGGGAGAGGGUGGUGGAGGGGCGGCGACAGAGGCAGCCUCACAGCAUGUGGCUGAAGGAGGAGGGAGUGUGGGGGUUAAGUUGCGUGACGAGACGUUUCCUCGUGGGGGCUACAAGGGUGUGCCGGAUGGCUGCGUCGAUAAGUGGCCGCAUGCCAAGUGCUGGCCGAACCUCACAAAGAAGAAAGGGAAGGGGGUAGGGGGAGCUGAGGGGUCAGGCGGGAUCAAGUGGUUCAUGACGUCCAAGCUGUCCACGGUGGAGCUACGGCAAGCGAUCGCCAAGCUGGUGGUCACUUGCGACCUCCCCUUCCGCAUCGUCGAGCCCGAGGCUUUUCGGGAGCUCUUGAUCUUGCUAAACCGCAACUGCGCGCAGAAGAACUUCAUCCCCUCGCGCUGGACGGUAUCCCGCGACACCGUGGUCUUUGCAGCAGCCGCUCUCCAGUCCGCCAUUGCGGAGAUGCUAGCGAAGGAGGGGGAGUUGGGGUGCAAGGUGUCGUUCACCAUCGACAUGUGGACGGCACCCAACGGCAAGGCAUGGCUAGUGGUGACGGGUCACUGGAUAGACGAGAACUUCCAGCUGCGCACAGCGGUGCUUGAGUUCCGCGAGAUGCUAGGGCGUCAUGGAGGCAGAGAGAUGGCGCAGGUGGUAGAGGAGACGGUUGUGCGGUGGGGGUUGGAGGGGCGUUGUCUUGGUUUCACGACAGACAACGCCUCUAGCAACAUUGCCGCCUUCAGGCGGAUGUCUGAGGAGGGUGGUGGUCAGUGCUUCUUCAACCCGCGCAUGCACUUUCGACAAUGUGUUGGUGUAUUGGGGAGUGGGCCGGUGCGGGGCAAUUUGGAGGGUGUGUAUGGUCUGGGCUUGUCGAAGGCCGACAAGAAGGUGGAGAGUCUGCGCCUGACAGACGCAGACUGGGAGACCCUGCAAGCGGUGAAGACAUUUCUAAGCCCCUUCGCCAAAGUCUCCAAGGCAGCUGAGGGGGCGGCGUACCCGACUGUGUCGAUGGUGGUCCCGUACUACAACGGCCUGAUCGACGCCAUGGAGUCGCGCCUUGCCAAGGGGCCAUCUGCUACGCUGCAGCUGAUGCUCGUGGCGGCGCUGGGCCACUUGAAGAAGUACGCCUACAUGACCAGCAACGAGUACUGGAUCGCCACCUUCUUGGACCCAUCCAUGAAGGCGGCGUGGUUCGCCGACACGUACUGUGAGAAGCUGCAUCCCGAGACCGACAGGAGGGUGAGGCCGUGUCCAGCGUCUGGCGUGGUGAUCAAGCUGGUGCGCGACCGCGUGGCCGAGUACCAGGCCCGGGCUGCAGAGCUGGCUCCCCGACCGACCCCACUUGCCCUCGUUGUGGAGGAGGAGGAGGGAGACGAGGUGGAGGACGACGAUGACGCGCAGUUUCUCCCUAGUCGCCGACGACUUGCGGCGCGUCUGUCGGCGAGCCAGGAGGCUGGGGGGAGGACGCUGAGGCGCAUGGCCCGGGAUAAUCUCGCCAUCCCUGCCACGUCUGCUUCGAGCGAGCGGGUGUUCUCUCUUGGUCGCAACCUCAUCUCCUGGAAGCGGCACCGCUUGGCCUCUCAGAGGACGCGAGCUGUCAUGAUUCUCAGAUCAUGGUACAGUUCACACCCUGGCCAGAGGAUCGGCGAGGGCCGCCGACCGAGAGGCGUCGCACCACCAGAGUUCGCCAUUGAGGGCGAGGGGUUGGAGGACAACGAGGAGGAGGAGGAGGAGGGGGUGGAGGCAGAUGCAGCUGGUGGAGAGGAUGCUGUUGUUGGUAGUAGCAGUGGCGCCAUGGCGUAG